GAAUCUUCAAUAAUGUUUCGGAUGAAGACAAAAAUCGUAAUAUACCUAAUAAUAUACCUAAUAUACCUAAUAAUACAUAUAAUAUAAUAAUCGUAAUAUACCUUCCUUAACUGCUCUGAUGUCAUUGAAAGCUUGUAAAAUCUAACCAGCUGAUAGAGACUAAUAGUUCAGAAAUAAUCCACCUUGCAUUCAUGUUUUUCAAUUUCAAAUAUAUGCUGCGUUAAAAGUAUUUCUCUAAAUAGUGUUUUUUUCUUUUAUAAAUUGUGGAAAGGUCAUUUAAAUCACUUUUCCAAGCUCAAAGAUGUUCGACCUAGCGAGGGAAAGCUCUUAUCCCACACCCCUUGCUCACUCGGCCUUUCUUCCACUCAUGCUCAUGUCUCUAGCCUCUCAAAAGAAUUCGCCAUCUCCAACUCGAACUCCGAAUUCCAUUCGUUCGGAAUACGAUUACAUCAUAGUUGGUGCUGGAUCUGCGGGUUCCACAGUCGCUGCCCGUCUUUCUGAAUUACCAUGCGUAACCGUAUUACUGUUGGAAGCUGGUAGAGAUCCACCGCUUUUAAAUGAUAUUCCAGCAUAUGGGUUGAAUUUCUGGUUUUCAGAUAUUGACUGGGCAUAUAAGACUGUUCCACAAAAAUAUGCUGCAACUAAUCUAAAAAAUAGGCAAAUAGUGUGGCCAAGCGGAAAAGGACUGGGAGGAUCAAGUUUGUUGAAUAGUGAAAUUGUGGUUCGAGGAAAUAAACAGAACUAUAAUGAUUGGGCUGCUCAAGGUGCAAAAGGCUGGAGCUAUAGCGAAGUGCUUCAUUAUUUCAAAAAGUUGGAAAAUGAAACAGAUCCAAUAUAUCUGGCAAAUGGAUACCAUGGUAAAGAUGGUCCAGUAACGAUAGAAACUAUCCCUUACAAUCCAAAACUGAAAAUGAAAGUACUCGAAGGUGUUGAAGAAAUGGGAUAUGAGAUACUUGAUUCCAAUGCUGCUCGACAAACAGGAUUUUACAUUUCUCAAGGAAAUCUGAGAAAUGGACAAAGAUGCAGUACAGCUAAAGCUUAUUUGGUACCGGCAGAAAAUCGACCAAAUUUGGACAUUCUGCCAAAUGCUUUUGUUCAUAAGGUCAACAUUAAAAACGGACAAGCUGUUGGAGUAACAUUCGAUGUGAAUGGAACAAUACAUAAAGUAGCAGCGAAAAAAGAAGUCAUAAUGUCUGCCGGAACUGUCAACUCGGCUCAGCUACUCAUGCUUUCAGGCAUUGGUCCAAAGGAGGAACUUAAGAAGCACGGCAUUCCCCUUGUGGCUGAUUUGCCUGUUGGAAAAAAUUUGCAAGACCAUUGCUCUGCUUUAAAUCUCUAUACACUGGAUUCUAGCAUCACACCUUUUCCAGAAUUGAUUUCCAAUAAUAGAAGCUUUCAACAAUAUAUAAAUAACAGAACAGGACCGCUCUCAUCCCUUGAAGGCCUCGUUGCCACUGCAUUUUUAAAUAAUGGUUAUAUACGUCCAAAAUUUGAUAAUCCAAACUAUCAGCUUUAUAUAACUGCAGCCGAUGCAAAAAGUUUAAAACAGCUUGGUCUUACGGAUGAAGCUUACAGACAAACCUACCAACCCUACGAAGGCAGAUCGGUUUAUCUUUGUGAUUCGGAAGUUCUACAACCAAAAAGCCGUGGUACGGUAACGUUACAGUCAGCAGAUCCCCAUAAACCUCCUUUAAUUGAUCCAAACUAUUUUGCUGUAUCGGAAGAUUUGGAGGAUAUAGUUGAAGGUAUAAAAACUUGUCAAAGGCUUUCCGAAACUCAAGCAAUGAAAUCUAUUGGAGCUAAGCCUCUUGACACUGUGUAUCCUGGCUGUGAGAAAUUUCAAAAAUAUAGUGAUGAUUAUUACCGUUGUCAUGCAAGAUCAGCACAACUAACACAAAGUCAUGAAGUGGGGACAGCAAAAAUGGGUCACCCAAAUGACCCAACGACAGUGGUUGAUCCAGAGUUAAGGGUAAAGGGAAUAAAGGGCUUGAGAGUUGUAGAUGCAUCAAUCAUGCCGAUUGUACCUUCAGGAAAUACUAACAUUCCAACUAUUAUGAUUGCCGAGAAAGCUUCUGAUAUAAUUAAAGGAAGUAUUCAUUGCCAAAACUAAACUUACUCCAAAACUUACGCCAAAACUAAACUUAUUUGUAUAAUUUAUUACUAAAUAUGAUGUGAUGGAAAUCAUUUCACACAAAUACCAACAGAUAUUACAUCAUCAAAGCAAUACAAAGUGAACGCUAUUAUAAAAUUGAUAUUUUGCAUUUUAAAUGUUUAAGUAGUAAUAAAAUAUUUUUAAAUCAA
Messenger RNA from Parasteatoda tepidariorum (common house spider), 2301 nucleotides. RefSeq names its product glucose dehydrogenase [FAD, quinone]. The record is from RefSeq and is a predicted model, not a curated record. Gene Ontology annotation, molecular function: flavin adenine dinucleotide binding; oxidoreductase activity, acting on CH-OH group of donors. NCBI's taxonomy places the organism in Eukaryota, Metazoa, Arthropoda, Arachnida, Araneae, Theridiidae.